Molecule: messenger RNA, 1455 nt
Organism: Australozyma saopauloensis
Lineage: Eukaryota; Fungi; Ascomycota; Pichiomycetes; Serinales; Metschnikowiaceae
Exons: 1
Coding region: 1-1455 (484 amino acids)
Biological process (GO): mRNA 3'-end processing
Molecular function (GO): RNA polymerase II C-terminal domain binding
Source: RefSeq, a predicted model, not a curated record
AUGUCGUUUUCGUCGCUGGUCUACCAGAAAAAGCUAGAAGCGCUUCAGGACACACAGGAAUCCAUCGUCUCCAUCUCGCAAUGGCUGCUUUUCCACCACAGACACUGCAAAGAGCUCUGUGAGCUCUGGGCCCAAUACAUCACUUCAGAAGACCCCAGUCUAAACCUGAAAAAGAAGCUCGCACUCUUCUAUUUGUGCAAUGACGUUGUGCAGCAGGCAAGACAUAAGCGGAAGCCCGAGUUUGCCGAGGAGUUUUCCAAGUUGUUGCCGAAUAUUCUCCAUAAGAUCUAUCCGACCAUGAAUCCGUCAUUGCAACCCAAAUUGGAACGAUUGGUGGGCGUGUGGGAACAGCGGGCCAUAUUCACGAAAGUAGAUAUUCAAAACAUGCGCCUGGCGAUCGAGCUGCUGAAGAAUGGCCAGGAGUUCCUGGCCCUGGGCGACGAUCUUCAAUCUAGUAAAACGAACCAAGCACUGGCCCUGGCGCCCAUCGCUACGGAUUUGGUCCAUUUGAACGACCUUUACAACCACCUACAGAGUGUUCUUUCCACAGCAUCUUCUAAUCUAUCUCAAGUGGGCGUUCAGUGUAAACAGUAUUUACCCCAAAACCCAGAGAAUCUGGACAACCUUCCGCUGCCCAAUGUGUACAUUACCAAGCUUAAUGUUUUGGAGAAGCUCUGCAACAUGACUACGAAGAAUUUAGAGGAGGCGCUGAGCGUGCGCAAAAAUAUCAUUUCCGUCUUGGGCAACCUUUCCAAUCUACUCAAUGAUGGACUUGCAGCAGACGACACCAAGCUCAACAUCAUUGCACAGCGUCUCGAACGAUUGAAGUCUACGAAAUCGGAGCUCCACGAAAUGUUGGGCACGUCUCCCGAACCGGAGGCUCCUGAGACUGAGAUGGAUGAAGAGGAGGAGCCAUCGCCUGUCUUCGAGACAUCGGCUCAGGAAGACGACAUGUCUAUUCCAACAUAUGUCGACUCGAGUGAUAGUGACGAUAAUUCUGAGCGUUCGCACGCUUCGAUCAACCGUGGCUUGAAGAGACGUCGCCUGUCUGGUGAGGCAGAUAUUUCGGCGUCUGCCCUUUCAACGACACCGAAGUCUACCAAAAAAACUGUUGCGUUUUCGGAGGACAUACAGGUCAAGGAGUUUACACGAGAUGAGCAGUCCAAUUCGAUACAAAUCUUGCGCAGUGAGAAUGAGUCUGAUGAUGAGGAGCUGACAGAAACCAAUGGUUACGACUUCAACGAUAGUGAAAGGCAAGAGUUCGAAAGACACCACAAAGACGAUCUUGAGUUAAGACACGAACGCCAGCUGGAGUCUGAAGACGAUUCAUACGAUCCUUCGUCGCUUGGGGGUUCUGGCACCAACGGUCAUUCAAUGGAAAGUGGAGAUGUAAACGGCGAGAACAAUAGCCAGCCCAACUCCGGGCUUCUCAGUCUAUUGUCCAAAUUGUCAUGA